ACUACUGAGCAGCACAAAUGGAUGUGCGACAUAGUUUAGAGUAGCUGAUCUGACUAUAAAUAUAAAUGUAUAUUAACCGAGUAUAUUUUAUAUAAAGCCAGUGGAAAUAUGUCAGUCCAUCACGAAUCGGAGCCCAAACUGUACCGCUACAGCAGGACUGUGUGCGGGAUCUUCACGCAUGUGCUGUGCGCGCUGUUCACCGGCUUCAUCACUGCUCUCGCCAGACCCUCGUCCAGUCUGUUCUCAUGGCAUCCAUUCUUGAUGACUCUUUCUUUCUCCUUUUUGAUGACCGAAGCCAUCCUGCUCUUCAACCCUCACUCAUCUCCCGUCAGCAAGUUAAAACACAAAACUAAAGGCCGCCUGCAUUGGAUUCUACAAUGUUUGUGUGUUUUCUGUGCCACUUUGGGCCUUUUCGCCAUAUUUUACAACAAAAGCCUCAACGACAAGCCGCACUUCACGUCCUGGCACGGUUUAAUCGGUGUGGUAACGGUCGCGGUCGUCGUGUUUCAGGCGGUCGCUGGACUUCCGCUUCUGUAUCCAAAACUAGCCAAAAACUGGACUCUGGCUAAACUGAAGCGAUACCACGCCACCUCAGGUUUACUCACCUAUCUGCUGGGCAGUUUCAGUUUGUUUCUUGGGCUGUGUUCGACGUGGUUUAGCGGUGCUGUGAGCGGGUACGUGUGGUAUCUGGCAGUUCUCUGUCCGGUUGUUUGCGCGCUGGUCGUUAUGAGUCAAGUAACGAACGCUUAUAUGGCGCGAAAACGAAUGCAGUAUUGAAAUACAUGGUUAAAAUGAUAUAGAAACUGAUGUAGAGCUUUUAUUACUUAUAUUUGUUGUUAUAUUUUGUAUAAUACUGAUGGCAUUAAUUCUAUUUUUUGUUUUGUCAACUCCAGCAAAUCAAAUUUAUUCAACUACAAUUUAAUAAUACAGUAUUUGGUUGAAUAACCCUUUUUCUUCCCAAUUACAGCAGUUAUUUGUUAUUCUGACCAAUCAUUUUAUGGGGAUAAAAGCUCUAAAUGAGAAUUUUAUUUGUUAUUUUGAAGAAACAUUAUUUGAACUUUACAAUAUAGCUACAUUUGAACAAAAUUUGACGAAUGCAGUUCAGAUUAUUUGUUAAUGACAGAGAUUGUAAACUUUAAUAGCCGUGUCAGAUUUACAAGUUUCUGAGCUUAUGUUUUUUUUAAAGAAAUGUUUGGACUGUGUCAGUUUAAUGAAAUACUCAUUGCAAAUAGAUUGAAGAAGUGCUUUGCAAAUACUUCAGCUAAAAAUUAAAUUGUGUAUUUUUACAAGUUUUA
This is a messenger RNA of Danio rerio (zebrafish), 1295 nucleotides long. It is a transcript of the gene cyb561d2, whose product is annotated as cytochrome b561 family, member D2. Gene Ontology annotation, cellular component: membrane. Gene Ontology annotation, molecular function: transmembrane ascorbate ferrireductase activity. The record is from RefSeq and is marked provisional. Lineage: Eukaryota; Metazoa; Chordata; Actinopteri; Cypriniformes; Danionidae. Gene Ontology annotation, biological process: transmembrane transport.